This is a messenger RNA of Silurus meridionalis, 3816 nucleotides long. It is a transcript of the gene mlh3, whose product is annotated as mutL homolog 3 (E. coli). The transcript has 13 exons. The record is from RefSeq and is a predicted model, not a curated record. Gene Ontology annotation, molecular function: ATP binding; protein binding; ATP hydrolysis activity. NCBI's taxonomy places the organism in Eukaryota, Metazoa, Chordata, Actinopteri, Siluriformes, Siluridae. Gene Ontology annotation, biological process: mismatch repair. Bases 150 to 3572 code for a protein of 1140 amino acids. Gene Ontology annotation, cellular component: mismatch repair complex.
GAGGACGCACUACUUCCGGAAGAGUGCAAAACAAAGAUGUUUCCAUGAAAGACCUGGAAAAUAAAGAGAAUCUUGUAUUGAUUUUUAUCCCAGAAUAUGAAAUGGCUGUUCACUAACAUUCUUAAAUAUGACCUGAUUGAGACCCGAGAAUGAUCAGAAGUCUGUCGAAAGAUGUUCAGUCACUGUUACGCUCUGGAGUUGCCAUUUUCUCAUUGCAGCAAUGUGUGGAAGAGCUUGUACUGAACAGCAUCGAUGCCGGAGCAACAUGUGUGGCUGUGAAGAUGGACAUAGAGGCCUGCAAACUUCAGGUCAUAGACAACGGCUCAGGCAUGGACCAAGAGAACAUGGAGAAGGUUGGGAUCAGGUAUUGCACAAGCAAAUGCAGCUCUAUUGAGGACCUGGAUAAUCUUUGCUUUUAUGGGUUCAGGGGAGAAGCAAUUGCCAGCAUGGCCUCCAUGGCAACCAUGGUAGAAAUCACCUCUCGAACCAGGACGUCUGUGAAAACCUUUGUUAAAAGGUUUCACGAAGGUAAGCCGGUGAAUGUUAUUGAGGCAGAGACGACUCGCCCUUCGGCCGGGACAACGGUGCAAAUUUUUAACUUCUUUCACAACAUGCCAGUCAGGAGAAAAAGGAUGGACUCUGCACUGGAGGUUGAGCGUGUUCGCCAGAGAGUAGAGGGCAUAUCACUGAUGCAUCCGUCGGUGUCAUUUACUGUAAAAAAAGAUUUUUCAGACACACUGCUGGUACAACUUCCUAAAGCCAGGAAUACUUAUUACAGAUUUGUCCAGAUUCACGGUUUAAAUAGAGCCCAAAAGCUCAGAGAAGUAAAUUAUACGUUCAGACAGUUUCAAAUGACUGGGCAUGUUGGCAGGGAGGGACACUAUAACAAAAACCUGCAGUUCCUCUUCGUGAACGGACGUCUUCUUUUAAAAACACGUCUUCACAAACUACUCAACUGCCUCCUCCGGAGACUGAGUAGUGUCCAAACCAACAAUCCAAAUAUGUCCGCUGUCAUUUCAAGCCCUAAACAAAAAGGCAGUUCUGAUUUACAUGCAGUUUACGUAAUUAAUAUUAAGUGUCCGUAUUCGGAUUAUGACGUAUGCCUGGAGCCAGCGAAGAGUCUUAUAGAGUUCAAAGACUGGGAUGGCGUGCUCUUGUGCAUCGAGGAAGGAAUAAAAGUGUUUCUCACAAAGGAGAACUUAGUAUCUGAGUGUUCUGUGAGUGACAUUCAAAUCUUUAGGAACAAGGAAAGCAGUUCAGAAGGAUAUGUAAAUACUGAGACUACAGGAAGUUUUCCAGUUCCGGAACCAAACACUACGCAAGAUAAAGAAAUGCCUGAACCAGUGCAAUCAAAUACAGAGCCUGAAACAAAUAUAGAUCCAGACAGCGAAAAAGAAGUCAUAAACAAUGAUUCCAUUGAUGCACCUUUGCAUAAAGUGCUUGAAAACAUGAAGGGCACUAUUAGCCGUGACAAUACCGCACCACCUUGUGCUGGCAACAACAAAAUAAUACGUAGUGAAAAUUCCAUUAUUGCUGUCAUUGACCCUAAAGAGGCAUAUGAUAGUUUAAAGAGAUUCACUGAUCCAAAUCGCAGCUGUGCACCGAAGAGAAAGUGGACUUUACCCCAUGCUCAGAGUCAGACCCACUGCUCCGACUGCGGCCCAAAGAUCACAAGGGUCACGCCCCAACGCAAAUUAACACUGUCUUUUGAAACCGGGUCUCUUGACAAGUUCAAGAGGUCGUUUGGAAAGGAGGUUGAAAUAAAACCCCAAACAAUGAAUACACAAAUCCCUGCAGUUUUAUGUCCGUCAGACUCCUGUGUCACUUCUGCUUUGGACCCAAGCAGUAAUUUGGUCUGUUUUGAAAAAGAGCCAGUUGAAGAUAUUGGAGGAGAUUGCACUUUCUCAAAGGACAAUUCUGUCCUUAAUACGAUUCAAUGUUCCUCAGCAAGCAAGAGGAACAGAAUAUCAUUAGCAACAAAGCUCUCUCGCAAGGUAGACCAUGAAGAUACAAAAAUGACUCUUGUCCAUGAGACACUGUCUAACCCUGUAACAAAAGCUACAGACUCUAUAGAGAAGUUCUCCAGUUCUCUUACAGUGAACAAUGAAGGCGCUAUAGCUGAGAACUUCGUAAUGACUAAGCCGCAUGAGGGUGACCGUUCAGAUGAACCCGCAUUUAUUGCUCCCAACAGACAGGAAACGUCAACAAGCUCCUUCACCUCUACCUCCGAAGAUGCUGAGCUCAUCAAAAAUACGACUUCCCCUAAGCAAGAUAACUCCAGAGGUCAAAUAUUUGACCCUGCAUCACAACAUGACCCAUUGCCCUCCGAAAAAGGAAAUGGGGAACAGACCACAAAUGAAAUCCAGGGCCUGGAGAGUGAUGAGACCGAGCCUGUUUCAGGUGACUGGCUAACACAUUACGACGAUUCACUGGGAAAGUUGGUCUACAUCAAUCAAGUGACGGGUCUCAGUAAAUACGAGGAUCCGUCACUGAAGGAGACUCAAGUGCCAUGCUCCAGAAACCUUACCAACAUGGCGAUCAGUGUUGUUUCAAAAACAGGAUUUGAGUACAGAUGCUACCCUUUUCAGACAGACCUUGUAUUGCCCUUUCUCCCCAAACCCAGAGCUGAGAGAGUCCAUAGCACAAGCAUAGAAAAUGGAGGUCCCAGUUCCCUAUCGACUCUUUACACUGAGUGGAAUAACCCUGUAUUUAUACGACCACCUCAGGUUGCAAUGGAUGUGACAAGUGGCCAUGCCGAAGGCCUCGCUGUGAAAAUCCACAACAUUCUCUUUCCCUAUCGCUUCACUAAAGAAAUGAUCCACUCCAUGAAGGUUAUUCAUCAAGUAGACAAGAAAUUUCUUGCCUGCCUCAUUAAAACUACAGUCCAAAAUACCACCGGGUCUAAUGAAAGAAACCUUUUAGUACUAGUCGAUCAACAUGCAGCUCACGAAAGGGUUCGAUUGGAGGGGCUUGUGAUGGAAUCUUAUGAGGACCACCCGGAUACACCAGGUAAUAAGAGGCUGUGCGGAUCGAGUGUAAGUCCUCCCCUGGAGAUCCAGAUGACUGAGGAAGAGAUCAGGUUGCUGAGGUUAUAUCAAAGUCCUCUAAAAGACAUGGCUCUAGAAAUAAGCUUCCCUCCGACCAGGCAAUCGUGUGUGUUUGUGGAGCUACUCCCCACAUGCUUCGUAGAGAAAGAGAACACAGAAAAGCGGCGUGGUAGACGUAGUGUCAUCCAGUCAAUCGCAGAGGAAUAUUUACGAGAGCACAUUGAGGCUCUGCAGUCAACAGGAAGUCUAAAAAGCACUUUACCGUUAACAGUCCACAGUGUCCUUGCUUCACAAGCUUGUCAUGGAGCAAUUAAGUUCAACGAUGAACUGAGUAAAGAGGAGUGCUGCAGUCUGGUGGCAUCUCUCUCAUCCUGCCAGUUACCUUUUCAGUGUGCUCACGGACGACCCUCCAUUCUACCUCUAGCUGAUCUCCUCCACUUAGAGGAUGAACAGAGCCUUCCCAAACCAAAUCUCAGGAAAUUGAGAAGAAUGUACAAGGCAUGGCAACUUUAUGGAAAAAAAUAAUUUUUGGACAAAACAUGAAGUUCAAUCAUUUUAAAUUAAAUUAUUUAUUUUAAUAGAAAUCUGUGUUAUUUUUUCUAUUUUGUCGUGUGCAAGAUAUUUCAUAUUAAAAACAAAACACUACUGGUAUGAUCUCGUAUGAGACGAUUAGAAAGGUUGCAAGAUUGAUAGGUGCAUCGGCCAAUCUCGAACAAACUCACUAUAUCUUUGUCCAAUUAUAUGACUGAGAGAAAGGAAAUUCUCCAAU